AGACAGCUCGCUACUCACACAAAGCUCGCCCGAUGGGACUUUUCUCCACCUUUGGUCUCACGUUUUCGGCCACCGGAUAUGCUGGCGUGAUCAAGGGGCUGGCCUUGUUCCCACUACUGCUACCCGCGGCGCACUUUGCGGCUUACACAUUCGUCACAAGUCCGGUCUCUGACUCUGUGCUCGAUGCCUUGCCGGUGCCGGUAGCCAAGGUGCCUGCGCUGGUCGCGUUUCUCCUCGUUGCGCUGGCCGCCGGCUCCGGCCUCGUCGCCAUCGUCGCAAUCAACCUCCUCGGCGGCCACUACGACAACCACACGCCGCGCAUGCUCAAGGGGCCGGCGCUGUCCGAGGAGCUUCCCGCCGUCUACCGGCUCCAGUGCGCGCACAACAACAGCAUCGAGUGCCUCGCGUACGUGACGCCCGCCUUUUGGAUGGCGUCGGCGCACGAGCUACCGCCGCCCCUCUGCGCGAAGCUCUCCCUCUUCCUCCUCGCUGCGCGAGUCGCCUACAUUGCGGCGCGAGAUACAGCCGAGAUACAACCGACAACCGAGAUACAGCCGAGAUACGGGCCGCACGCCGCCACCCUGAACGAGGGCGCGUGCCCCGCGGCGCCCGCCUCCCCUCCUGUGCGACACGCGCCGCCUCCCAGCGACACCAACGACGCGCCUCCCGCAAGACAGCCAGACGCGCCCGCUGUGCCUACUGCAGUCGGCCCCGGGAACCUUCCGGGAACCUUCACGGGACUCUCUCACAGACUGUGA
This is a messenger RNA of Emiliania huxleyi CCMP1516, 758 nucleotides long. RefSeq lists its product as hypothetical. Gene Ontology annotation, cellular component: membrane. The transcript is spliced from 3 exons. NCBI's taxonomy places the organism in Eukaryota, Haptophyta, Isochrysidales, Noelaerhabdaceae. The record is from RefSeq and is a predicted model, not a curated record. The coding region runs from base 33 to 758 and encodes 241 amino acids.